Bubalus bubalis (water buffalo) is the source of this 3250-nucleotide messenger RNA. It is a transcript of the gene CASP14, whose product is annotated as caspase 14. Gene Ontology annotation, molecular function: cysteine-type endopeptidase activity. The record is from RefSeq and is a predicted model, not a curated record. The transcript has 7 exons. Gene Ontology annotation, biological process: proteolysis. The coding region runs from base 229 to 957 and encodes 242 amino acids. Lineage: Eukaryota; Metazoa; Chordata; Mammalia; Artiodactyla; Bovidae.
GCCCAGACAGCUGUGCUGCCCAGUUCAUAGACGGGCCUCUCAGGAGACACCUGAGAAGAUCCCAGGCUGGCAGCCCUUUCUCCAAGGUCAGCACGUGCUGCCUGACCCCUCCUCAGUGCCCUGACGUGUUGGCAGCUAGGAGCGUGGUGAGAGAGCCUGAAUUUGAGAAGUUACUUCCAGAGUCAGAUCAGCCAAGGGUGGUGAGAUUCGGACUCAGAAUCAAAAGAGAUGAGCAGUCCUCAGCCUUUGGAAGAGGAGACAUACGAUAUGUCGGGUGCCCGCCUGGCCCUGACACUGUGCGUCACCAAAGCCCGGGAAGGUUCCGAGGCAGAUCUGGAUGCUCUGGAGCGCAUGUUCCGGCAGCUGGGCUUUGAAAGCACCAUGAAGAGAGACCCUACCGCCCAGCAAUUCCACGAAGAGUUGGAAAAGUUCCAACAGGCCAUCGAUGCCCGAGAAGACUUUGUCAGCUGUGCCUUUGUGGUUCUCAUGGCACACGGAUUAGAAGGGCGUCUCAAAGGGAAGGAUGAGAAGAUGGUCGAGCUGGAGGACCUCUUCCAGGCUCUGAACAACAAGAACUGCCGGGCCCUGAGAGCCAAGCCUAAGGUGUACAUCGUGCAGGCUUGUCGAGGAGAACAAAAGGACCCUGGUGAACCAGUCACUGGAGGGCAUCUUGUGAUGAUCACAGAAAACACUCCUGAAACCAUCCCAACAUACACAGACACCCUCCAUGUCUUCUCCACCAUAGAGGGGUACAUUGCCUACAGACACGACCAAGAGGGCUCCUACUUCAUCCAGACUCUGGUUGAUGUGUUCAUCAAUAAGAAAGGACCCAUCCUCGAGCUUCUGACAGAGGUGACCCGGCGGAUGGCAGAAGCAGAGAUGGUUCAAGAAGGGGAAGCAAAGAAAGUGAACCCUGAAAUCCAAAGCACUCUUCGGAAACGACUCUAUCUGCAGUAGUUGAAAGGGUGGGGGUGCAGCUCUCUUUCAGGUGCCCUCUCUGCCCCCACAGAGAUUCAAAAGCAGCUCUCACCACUUCUCCAAAAUCUUCUCUUCCCAAAGCUAAAUGGUGCCCAGCUCUUCACCCUUCAUGAAGGUCCUCCUUCAAUCUAUCCCCAUCCUUCUUAGGGCAAACCAGCUAAAACUGAGCACAAGGCAUGGUGAUAACAUUAACAUCACCUCCCUCAGGCUGGACUCUCCACCUCUAUUAAUAUACCUAAAAAGACACUCACUUAUCCCACUCUCUAUUCCUAUGCUCUGGUGAAGCCCUCUUCUUUCUGCCAUGAAUCAUACCCAUACAAAUGUAACCAGAUAACACUCAAGAUUUUCCACUGAUAAACCAUGCCCAUUCAUCACCUCCCAUCCCAAUCAAAACUUCACUGGCUCUGGAAUUUCACGUGGAAUUAUAACCUCCUCCUCCUGGCAAUUGCAUCCAUUCCCAUCUCCGAGAGAUUUCCUCUCAACUUCUGGAAAUUCAGUAAAGCAAGAGUUGUUCUCUCUCCAAGACCCCUCUUCUUUGGCCAGCAAGCAGGUGCCUUGACGCCAUCCACCUCAUGGGUUCUCUCUGGUUAAUGGAGCUGCUUCCUCCUUUUCUGAAGCCCUUCCUCCUAACUAAUGCCACCCCAUCCACUGCUCUGAAUUCUGACAUCUGUCUGAGACAAUCCAUCCAUUUACCCAUUCUCAGGUUUUGACUCUCUUUUUUAAAAGAAAAAUUUCUGUUUUUAAUUGGAGGAUAAUUGCUUUACUAUGUUGUGUUGUUUCUGCUGUACAACAGUGUGAAUCAGCCAUAAAUAUAAUAUAUCCCCUCCCUCUUGAACCUCUCUCCCACCCCACCCCCAUCCCACUCGUCCAGGUUGUCACAGAGCACUAGGUUGAGUUCCUUGUGUCACACAGCAACUUCCCACUAGUCAACUUCCAACCACUCUAAAUCAUAGCAUGUUGGAGCUAUGGAAAAACCCCUAGUGUUACCCUGUUACUUUUCAGAGAAGGUUAUAGAGGACUAGAGAGGCUAAAUCUCUUCUCAAAUACCACACAGUAAGCCAGUGGCAGGGUCAAGGUCUGGCUUCCAGGCUAGCCCCACUUCCAUUACCUGCUAAGUCUUCCAUUAGUGAGUGUGUGAUUAGUCACUCAGUCUGAUCUCUUUUUGACCCCAUGGACUGUAAUCCACCAGGCUCCUCUGUCCAUGGCACUCUCCAGGCAAAAAUACUGAAGAGGGUUGCCAUGCCCUCCUCCAGGGGAUCUUCCCAACCUUGGGAUCUAACCCAAGUCUCUUGCAUCUCCUGAAUUGGCAGACAGGUUCUUUACCACUAGCACUACCUGGGCAAGUUUACCUCCAUGGGAUUCUGACACUGGGCUGGAAGCUGGAUCAGAGGCUCCCAAGUCUAUGACAACUUUCUAUCUAUCUACAGCCCUGACCUUUCCCACCAUGAUAACCUGUGGUCAUAUCUGCCAUCACUGAAAACUCAUGGCUAAAGAAGAAUCAUUUCUUCCUGGUCCAUCCUCCAAGUGUUCCCUGGAACCAUCAACCUCAAACCUCUGCAGUCAUCUAUGACACCCAUCUUCCUUCAUCCUUCAUAUGUCAUCAGCUACCAUACCCAGCCCAGCUUGACUUUGAAACAUUCUCUUCCUUUCCUUGUCACUCUCUAGUUCCAUCCUCUCAUGUCUGUAUCUUUGCACCAGUUUCCUUCCUUGUCUCUAUGCCCUCCCAUCUCACUCCUCCUCUGACCUCCAUAUCAUCUACAAUUCUUGAUCUCCCCAGAACACUAAAGAAGACACAAUGGUGCCUCAUUACACAGAGAUCAAGGCUCAACUCCACACCCUGAUUUCUCACACCUGUACAAUCCCACUUCUAUCAGCAAUCAUCUAAACUCAUCUCCCACCACCCCCAACCAUGCUCCAACAACAAGACUAAUGUCUUACUCAUCCCUGCAUCUAAGCCUUUGCUCUUACCAUUUUUCCAAGCAUGAGUGCCCUCUCUCUCUUGUUCACCCACUUUCCACUAUCUCCCACCCCUGCUUAUUCCAGAAAGCCAUUCCUAAUAUUCUUUCCGGUUGAUUCUGCUCUCUCACCCAGGAUCAGACACAAAUUACAAUUUCUCCAGGGUGGGGAACAAGUCUUUCCUCAACAUAAUAGAUGUUCAGUAAAUAGUUGUCAAACUUUAAAAAUCUGUUGGGUCUCCAUUCCUACCCUGCAAAUAGGUUCAUCAGUACUAUUUUUCUAGAUUCCAUAUAAUAUGCAUUAAUGGGUGGUAUUU